Sinocyclocheilus rhinocerous is the source of this 796-nucleotide messenger RNA. RefSeq lists its product as uncharacterized. NCBI's taxonomy places the organism in Eukaryota, Metazoa, Chordata, Actinopteri, Cypriniformes, Cyprinidae. The transcript has 2 exons. The coding region runs from base 126 to 647 and encodes 173 amino acids. The record is from RefSeq and is a predicted model, not a curated record.
GUGUGUGUUUGGCCUCUCUUCUCUCCACCUGGUGAGUGAUCUGCUCUCUGAUUGGUCAGCUCCGCACCUGAUAGGUUUCUGUUGCCUCAAACUAAUCGGUAAUAAGAGACGCGGACACAUCAAACAUGAGGAACCUGCUGACCACUCAAGACCAGAACUUCUACCGCGAGCUGAUCCUGAAGGAGGCCUACACGCGGCUGGCGUGGAAGAUGAAAUACAGCAAAGAAUACCCGACCACCUUCGCGUCUCGCAGGUCCAAAUCCAUCGGGCUUUUUAACCCUCCGUCUGUCGGUAAAGUCACGCUGCCUCCUGUGGUCCAGACGCGGGAGAAGCAGCCGGUGCGCCGGUCACUGAGUGAAGCCCCGCUCAUGAGAGCCGUGAGCCCGCGGACUACAGCGGCUCUUUAUCAGGGCUUAUCCAACGAAGGCAAAGGACGGAGUUUGUAUUUGAAGAAACGGGCGCAGAAAGGCCCUGAGGAAAAGUUUGAUUAUCCAAUUCUGUCGUCCUGGGAUUAUGGAUGGAGACUAGGUGAUUAUGAGAUUGACAGUAAGACGCCAGCCUACGGGAGAUCUGGGAUCGUAAGGAGCACUUUCUAUGCCAGGAAUGGCAUUUUUAAUAUUCCCGCAGCUACUGAUCAACUAGGAUGAAACACCAAUGAAUGUUUUUCUCACCUCAUUGAGCUUGAACAGACAGUAUUCACCUUAACUCUACUUAAAUCUAAUACUCUCAAGUAAAUCUUUUAUUUUAAUGAAAUAAAUCAUAUAAGUAUGCAUACAUUAUCAAUGCAUUAAUAAAA